This is a messenger RNA of Dreissena polymorpha, 4413 nucleotides long. RefSeq lists its product as uncharacterized. NCBI's taxonomy places the organism in Eukaryota, Metazoa, Mollusca, Bivalvia, Myida, Dreissenidae. Bases 81 to 2495 code for a protein of 804 amino acids. The record is from RefSeq and is a predicted model, not a curated record. Gene Ontology annotation, cellular component: cytoplasm; nucleus. The transcript is spliced from 6 exons.
ACUCAUCAUUUCCAAGAAGUCGAAAAAUAUUAAAAGAUCAUCGCCUUCUCACUGGGAUCCUGGCUGUAAUACUCUGUGUCAUGUGGAUACUGCUGAGUGGUGUGGGAUCUUUAUUAGAGUCAUCAAAGAACAGCCUCUUCUUAGAUGUAAAGCGCUGCGCCAUUGUGAAUUUGCUAGAACUGCCGAUAUGUUUCACCAUAUGUGCCAACUGGCUGGAAUAUGUGCUCAAUCAGAUUGUGGAAUUUCACAUACAGUUGACGAAAUUUAUAUCUGAAGGAAGGUCAUUUAAUUUGGAAAGUCAUUCGCGUCUAUUUUACUUGCAAAAAAUGAUAGCGAUUGGAAUAAGUUUUAAAGCACGGCUGUUUUCAAUCCUACCUUCACGCUUUCACUUUGAAAGGUCACAUGAUAAACUGCAGUGUGACAAUUGUUCUGGUUGUACGUGCGCGAAGGAAGGAUUUGAAAUAAAGAACCAAUCUUUUUUCCUAACCUCGGGCACUAAACAGACUACGCACGGAGAUCCAUCAGAUAUACAAGACAACGAUGAAGAGUUGUAUCAAUAUAUUGUACGUCACGCAUCUCAAUGGACGUCACAAGCUAUAGAGUUAUGUAAUUCUUCAUUAUCGAAAACAUUUGAAGUAAAAUGCACGUCGAUUAGAACUAAACGACUGCCAAAUAAAAGAGCUUUUGUCAAGUGGAUUGGAACAACACGAGAACUCUGCAAAUUGCAAACAAAACACUAUAUGAAUUUUAAUAGUAAUGAUAAACGUGGAUCCAAUAAGAUCAUCAGACGGACUAAAGGCUUUCACAGAAAGUUAAUAUGGUUAAAAAUUAGCAAUAUUUCAACAAAAUGCAAAAUCUGUUAUAAUUUGAGACCAAAAUUUCGUAUACAAGAAUUAAGUGUACGUAGAGCCAGUCAAGAUAUAAAGUCAACUUUACGCGAUCUUGAUAACGUCACAGUGUUAAAAUCAACAACAACUGCAAACACGCGUGUCAAAACAAAACGUGCAGUGUUUUCGCAGACAUUUCUUAAUAAUGUGUUUACAAUUUUACGGUGUAUCUUUGCUUACGAUCGUCUCGUCUUUCCAAGAAUAACAGAUCUACAUUUAAACAUAUAUCUUUUUUGCAGGCUGGUAAAUGUUGUAUUCCUGCGUUUUGCGUGUUUGUGUCAAAUAUGUAUUGUCUUGUUUGUGAUGCAAUUAAUAAUUCGCCGGUUGUCACGACAUAUCCAAGCAAACCGCGUCAUAAAUGGCAGUGUAUGUGAUUUGGAUAUUCCCGGAAAGUUUUCUGUUGAGGCAUCGAGUCAACGUGCAAUUCAACCAUUGUAUGCAUGCAAGGAACAAGGCUCCUUUACCAAGUUAUCUUCUGCUUGUAAAUCACUAUCUCAAGAAGCCGGUAAAAAUGAUGCUGAUGAUAAGUUUAAAGAAAAACAUGGGAGUUUUAAGAAAGAUAUUCUUGCUAGGUUACGCAGAAAUGUCUGGUUACCAACAAUCGACUUCAUUCAUGGAUUCUCAACAUCAUUCUGGUUGUCUCCUGCAUUAAGCCCAGUGAUAAACAUCAUUAACCGACUUGCUGAAGGAAGAAGCGUGCAUCCAAAAGAGAGUAUGCGUCACGAACUUCUGCGCCUUUGUACAUUUAGAACUUACCCAACGCACGGGAAACCGUCGUGUCUAAGGCUUGCAAAGGCCGGUUUCUAUUACGCUAGUCAAGGUGAUGAGGUCAUCUGCUAUUGCUGCGCCAAACGCAUUAGUAACUGGAACGAAAGGGACAACCCUUUGCGCGCUCAUGGACUUGUGUCCCCUAGCUGCCCUUUCUUGGUACGCAAUUCAGAGGUCAAUGAACCUGUCACAAACGACAGAAACGAGAGUUCCAAUUCACGACUGAACCGAAUACUUCACUCACUAGAUGAUUUGGAUGACCAGCCGGAAAUAAGACGACCAGAUAACGGCCCUGAAGCUAGCGCGGAAGUUGCACCAUCGUCCACGACACCACGAUCUAACACUACAGAGCCUGCAAGUAAUCCACAAAAUGGUGCCUUUGGGUACGCGGACGACACUACCACGAGCCGAUCUACAAGCGAGUUGCCUGUUACUGCUAGUCAGACGGCUGGGGUAUCUCAGUUCACUAGUUUACCAGUCCAACGAGCAAGAAGUACCAUCCCUGCGGGCAGUUUUGCAUAUAGCAGUACGGCCGAGGCACCAGUAACUGUACCGAACGCUAGACGUGAAAAAGCGACACUCCCGCAGAAAGCAGAAUCAACAGUACAGGAGGCCUCAAACAGGCGCUCAGAUGAUAUACGAGAACAACUCCUUAGCGAAAACCGCGCCUUAAAAGCUCAGUCAAAAUGUCUGCGGUGUCGUAGAAACGACGUGUGUAUCGCGUUCCUGCCGUGCGGCCACCUGGUUUCCUGUGAGGCGUGCAGCACCGACCCUAGUUCCCGGAAGUGCUUCUCAUGCGACGCAGCCGUGAAGGCCAAGAUCAAGGCGUUUAUUGCUUGAUAUGUUCAAAUGUUUUUAACAUUAAGAGAAAAAGGUUUACAAAUCACGUACAAGCGUAUUUUGAACUCAAUACCAGUAAAAAAAAUCGCCAUUUUCUGAAAGUCCGAUGAAUUGCAAAUGCUUGAUUAGAUUUAUAUUUCUGUAAUGUAAUUAAAAACAGAAUUAUUGUAAAGCCAAGUUCAAUAUUUCAUUUCAACUUUCUAAUAAAUAAUUUAACGUUUGCUGGUCAAAUAUAUAAUAAUCUCUGACAAGUACACUUUUUAAUACAUGAGUCCGGUCGUUUAUCCAAAAAUUCCAACAAAUUGCCCACAUUUUAAAUUUCAAUAUCAUGUAUAGAUCACAGUCAACUGGUGCCAUGGUGCAGUAUCAACUGGGUUUUCGGGCGAUUACACGCGGGCUGGACAGAAUGUAAUCACACCGUGAAUAACUUUAAUUUUGUAAAUAUCUCAAGUUAUUGAAAUACAUUGGCAAAAAUCUUUACUGCAUAAAAGACAGUUUUUCGUGCAAUUUGUGCCGUGUAUAAGGUAUAAGAAUAAAUCAUUGAAUACGCCUGAAAUCGGUGACAAAAUUUCACGUUGCGUAAAGCAUAACCGUGUAGUAAAAAUCGAAUAUAAAAAAAAACACAGGCGUAUUAAACAAAUUAAUUCUGAUGUAUUUCACAUUGCCAUAAGCAUCAUUAAAAUCUGUCGUUUAUCAGUAGUUGAAAUUCUUUAAUACAAUUCUUAAAAAUUUUAUUAAAAGUUAUUUGAAAGUAAGCUCAACUUACCGUCGUCUUUACAUCAAUUAAAGUUAAAACGGGGAAUCCAACACAGUCACGUGAUCCUGCACCCUGGGUACUACACCUAUUAAUUUUAGAAUGUUUUACCGUUGGUUAAAUCAAAGUUGGUUUAUAUUCAUUUUUCGAGAGAGUGUUCUAAAUUACAUGUAUUUGUGCGCUAUCAUAUAGAUACUUUUCUCAUUGGUUGUACAGCUUAUACGUUUUAAAGGUCUUUUUAUUUACUUUUAACACGUUUACCGCUUUCACUUUGUUCCAUUCCCUUUUUGGAUGCCGCUAAAACUAAUGCACACUUAGUACCUUCCAAUAAUCGUACAUAAUUAAAAUAUUGUACCCGGAUAUAUUCUGCGUUUCAUAUAGAUUUGGUACUGAUUAUUAACGUUUACCACCUCGAACUGCCAGCUUACGACAUACUUAAAGCAACCCUAGCAAGUAAAGAAACAUUUAAAUCGUGUCUCUUGUCACUGUUUGAUGGUAGUCAUUACUCCUUUAUCUAUGUUUUUACGCUCAAAUCUGGCACGUUCACGGUAUGUAUCAUGGAAAAAGAAAUAGGACACGUAUUAAGUAUUUCAAAAUUAUUGUAUUUCAGUUGUAAUGAUAUACCAUUAUGUAUAUUUGUACAUGUAGAAAAUACGAACCAUAACACCGCGUGACAUCUGUUACGAAAUGAGAACAUUUUAAUUGGUGCGUAAUUUUAAAUGUUCAAAUUCCACUGUAGGUCAAUAUAAACACAUUGCUUUUAUACAUAAAUAAUGUCGUUUGGGAAGAAAACUUUUCAGCAAAAAAGCAGGCCUUCGAGACAAACUGGUUACUUUUCUAAGAAAAUAAAAUGUUGUUGCAAACAAUCAUGCAAAUGUAAAAAUGCUGUUCCAUUGGUUGUGAUUUUCAAGUCCAACUGUUUUACAUAUGGACUUAUUGUCAAUGAUGUUUGGAUUUGAAGUGACGCUGUGUUUUAUUCUCAAUUUUAUUUUAUGCUGUAUGAAAAUCCUUUGUUUAUUCAAUCGAAUUUGAAUGUACUUAAAGUUAUUGUUUUCAAUACAUUUGUCUUUCAUUUUCAAAGGUUUACUAUAAUGGUUGUGUUCUACAUAUGUUGCGGUAUAUACGUUUACGUAUUGUUUCUUUACUUUACAAUCUAUAUGUAUU